AUGGUCUGCAAGGCUUCAGCAGAACUCUGCUUUCCACAACUCCUCAACACAUCUUGCAAAAAGCAGACACGUCCUCACUCUGAGACAAUGAUCAUUUACAUUGUGUUUUCCUCCAUCUCUGUGCUGACUGCAUCUCUCAACCUGCUGGUCAUCAUCUCCAUCUCCCACUUCAGGCAGCUCUACAACCCCACCAACUUCCUCCUCCUCUCUCUGGCUGUCGCUGACUUCCUCGUUGGCCUCUUUGUGAUGCCAUUACAAAUCCUCUUAACAGAACCGUGCUGGUUUCUGGGUGACCUGGUGUGUGUUCUGUGCUUUUUCUUAAACUGUAUCACUGUCAAUGCGUCAGUAGUAAACAUGGUUCUCAUAUCAGUCGACCGUUAUGUGGCUAUCUGUGACCCUCUGCGCUACCCCACCAAAAUCACUCAAAAGAGAGUUCAAGUCUUUGUUCUCCUGUGUUGGAUUUAUUCUAUUUUCUAUAGCUUUUUGGGUUUAUAUGAUAACCUGAAACAACCAGGCAGGUAUAACUCCUGCUAUGGACAAUGUGCAGUUAACAUAAAUGGAGCUGUUGAUAUUGUUUUGUUCUUUAUCCUUCCCAUUACUGCCAUCAUCAUUCUGUAUAUGAGAGUGUUUGUGGUGGCUGUGUCUCAGGCCCGUGCCAUGCGCUCUCACAUUACAGCUGUCACACUGCAGCUUACAGUGACUGUGACUGUUAAGAAAUCAGAAUUGAAAGCAGCCAGGACUCUUGGUGUCCUUGUUGCUGUGUUUCUCUUGUGUUACUGUCCAUAUUAUUGUGCCACUUUUUCCGGCUAUGACAUCAUGAUGGGUUCUUCAGUUGAGGUUUUUAUGAGUUUUUUGAUGUAUUUUAACUCCUGUCUAAACCCUGUGAUUUAUGCCUUUUUCUAUCCCUGGUUUAGAAAAUCUGUCAAACUCAUUGUUACACUUGAGAUA
Messenger RNA from Monopterus albus (swamp eel), 948 nucleotides. RefSeq names its product trace amine-associated receptor 13c-like. The record is from RefSeq and is a predicted model, not a curated record. The annotation marks the transcript as partial. Gene Ontology annotation, biological process: G protein-coupled receptor signaling pathway; cell surface receptor signaling pathway. Gene Ontology annotation, cellular component: membrane. The transcript has 3 exons. Gene Ontology annotation, molecular function: trace-amine receptor activity; neuropeptide Y receptor activity. NCBI's taxonomy places the organism in Eukaryota, Metazoa, Chordata, Actinopteri, Synbranchiformes, Synbranchidae.